Messenger RNA from Globicephala melas (long-finned pilot whale), 432 nucleotides. RefSeq names its product keratin-associated protein 21-1-like. Lineage: Eukaryota; Metazoa; Chordata; Mammalia; Artiodactyla; Delphinidae. The record is from RefSeq and is a predicted model, not a curated record.
AUGUUUUGCAACUACUACGGCAAUUCCUGUGACUACAGGUGUGGAAACAGCUAUGACUGUGGAUUUAGUCCCUAUUAUGGCUGUGCAUAUGGCUAUGGAUAUGGCUGUGCAUAUGGCUCCUACUAUGGCUGUGGAUAUGGCUCUGGCCACUUCUGUGGCUAUGGCUGUGGAAACAGCUAUGGCUGUGGAUUUAACCCCUAUUAUGGCUAUGGAUAUGGCACUAGAUAUGGCUGUAGAUAUGACUGUGGCUAUGGAACCAGAUAUGGCUGUGGAUAUGGUUUCUGCUGUGGCUGUGGAUAUGGGACUCUCUAUGGCUGUGGAUAUCUCGCGUUUGGCUGUGGUUAUGGAACCAGAUGUGGCUGUGGAUACGGCUCUGGCUACUGCAGCUACUGGACAGUUUGCUAUAGGAGAUGUUAUUCUUCUUGCUGCUAG